AUGGAGAUCAAGAACUGGAAAUUCAGUCGACUUGGAGUUUUAAUCCUGUUUUUGCUAUAUCGAAACUUGAUUCUCGGCUUUUCGCUUAACGAUGAAGGCAUGGCGUUGUUGAAGUUGAGAGAGAGGAUUGUGAGUGAUCCAUAUGAUGCGUUGAAGACAUGGAAAAUGGAUUUUGGAGUGAUUGAUCCCUGUUUCUGGUUUGGUGUUGAGUGCUCUCAUGAUGGCAAAGUUGUAGCUUUGAACUUGAAAGAUCUUUGCCUUGAAGGAACACUAGCACCUGAAAUCACCAACCUUUUCCACUUAAAGUCUAUUAUUUUACGCAACAACUCAUUUACUGGCAUCAUUCCCGAAAGGAUCGGAGAGUUGGAGUUGGAAGUGCUAGAUUUUGGGUACAAUAACUUCAGUGGACCACUUCCACCUGAUCUUGGCAGUAAUCUCUCCCUGUCAAUCCUUCUGCUGGACAGCAAUGAGCAACUCAGCUGCUUAUCACCUGAAAUUCAACAUCUGGAAAUGCUUUCUGAAUUGCGAGUGGACGAGAACCAGUUAUCUAAUGCAGCUAAAGUUUCAUCCUGCAACAAAAGAUCCAUUACAUGGUAUGUUACUGUUAUCAACUUGAUGAUAUUUUCUUGCAGGUUGUAUUACUCUGGUUGUCCUAGGAAUCUCGCUCGUACAGAAAAUGCAGUUCACAGACGACAGCUGCAAAGCAACCGCGUGCGUUUGACACCACCAUCUCCACAAUUUGCAACAGCAACACCAACUGUGACUUUUCCUCCUCGUCCUCCUCCUAUGACCUCCCCACCAACACCUCCAAAUGAGCCAACUGCACCACCUACAAGUGAGCCUACUGCACCACCUAUAAGUAAGCCAUUUGGAACUUCCUCUUCUCCAAAUGGAUCUACUUCACCUUUUUCAGCUCCAGCUCCUUCUGCCUCAAAUGUUCCCAGAACACCAUUUGGAUCUUCCCGAUCAAAUAAACAUCAUGUUGCAAUCAUAGCUGGAGCUAUAGGGGGCACCUUUGUUUUUCUUGUUUCAAUCAUCAGUAUAUAUAUCUGUAAAAUCAAUAAGGCUGUUGUCAAACCUUGGGCCACGGGAUUGAGUGGACAGCUUCAGAAAGCAUUUGUAACUGGUGUGCCAAAGCUUAAGAGAUCUGAGCUUGAAGCGGGUUGUGAAGAUUUUAGUAAUGUGAUUGGUUCUUCACCGAUCGGCACUCUAUACAAAGGGACAUUGUCCAGUGGAAUUGAAAUAGCUGUGCUAGCUGUGGCCUCUGUUGCAAUAACAUCUGGCAAGGAUUGGUCAAAGAACCUAGAAGUUCAGUUUAGGCAGAAGAUCGAGACAUUAUCAAAAGUGAACCACAAAAAUUUUGUUAACCUUAUCGGGUACUGUGAGGAGGAGGAGCCUUUCACAAGAAUGAUGGUAUUCGAAUAUGCUCCAAAUGGGACACUCUUCGAGCAUUUACACAUUAAAGAAUCUGAACACUUAGACUGGGGAAUGCGGCUGAGAAUCGCAAUGGGCAUGGCUUACUGCCUUGAGCAUAUGCACCAGCUGAAUCCACCAGUAGCUCACAACAACCUGAGCUCUUCAUUCAUCUCUUUAACAGAGGACUACGCAGCCAAAAUCGCAGAUUUCAAUUUCUCAAAUGACAUAGUUGCAACUGAGAUGGAACUAUCUAGCAAGAAGCUCCCAGAUAUGCCGUUGGCUUGCCUGGAAAGUAAUGUUUACAAUUUUGGUGUCUUGUUAUUUGAAAUGGUUACUGGUAGGCUUCCAUAUUCAGUGGACAAUGUCUCACUUGAAGACUGGGCAUCAGACUAUUUGAGAGGGUACCAACCCCUUAGGGAAAAGGUGGAUCCAACUCUGGACUCCUUCGAAGAGGAGAAGCUGGAGAGAAUUGGUGAACUAGUAAAAUCUUGCGUGCAUCGGGAUCCAAAACGAAGACCGACAAUGAGAGAAGUCACUGCAAGAUUAAGAGAGAUAACUACAUUAACACCAGAUGCAGCAAUCCCAAAACUUUCUCCUCUUUGGUGGGCAGAGCUUGAAAUUUUGUCCACAGAAGCUAGCUAA
Dovyalis caffra is the source of this 2058-nucleotide messenger RNA. Lineage: Eukaryota; Viridiplantae; Streptophyta; Magnoliopsida; Malpighiales; Salicaceae. The record is from the annotation of a GenBank genome assembly.